ACAAUUCUACGCCAGACUCAUAUUUAUGUGAAAAUAACACGAAAAUCCACCCAAUUGAGUAGUUUAAAUAGCACUUAUGUAGCUGUAACCGUGUGCGACCAUCUAGUAUCGUUCAGUUCGGCCCGCUCCUUUAUCUCUUCUUGACCGAAACACUCUCUCAUUCUACUAUUCCCCUCCUUCAAUUUUCAUUCUCCAUUUUCUUCACUAAACCUCUCACUUCUUCUUCCAAUGGCUUCCAUCAACUUCAACCCCUUCGGUGGAAACUGGUUCUCAAAACCCCCUAAUCCCCUCCCUCUCCCUUCCCUCCCCAACACCCUCACCGACGCACCCUCCCUCCCUCCCAACUUCGCCGCAAUCUCCCUCCCAAACCCCUUCCGCCGCAGGCCCAAGCCCAAGUCCGCCGAGCCCACCGAACCCGGGCCCUACGAGCAGCUGGCCCGGCAGGUCCUCUGGGAGUGCGAGACCCUCCCGGACCACCGCCACACCCCGGAGGUCGAUAAGAUCCUCGCCGACAAUGACGCCGCCUUCGGCGGCGACGACGACUCCGUUUUCGUCCGCCGCGAGGACGCAACGGACGAGGAGGUGCGGGAGAACGCGGAGCUCGUGGAGCGGCUCCGCAGCAGCCCCGUGGUGCAGUUCAUGGCGCGCGCCGAGGAGAUUCUGGACAAGAUGAACGAGAUGGAGCUGAAGGAGAACGAGAGGCCGUACCACAAGGAGGAUUGGGAGGUGUGGAAGAAUGUGCCCAAUGUUAUUGGGCUUGACGGGAGGCCCAUGCCCAGAAAAGCCCAGAAAACCCGCGAGGAGGCUGAUGAUAAGUUUUGGGAUUUCGCUAGGCAGUUCUUUUUCGGGCUGUGGAAUUUCAGGCAGAGGCCCUACCCUCCUGGGAAGCCCAUUGACGCGGCCCAGUCUAUUGGGUAUAAGAACCUUGAGAGGCGCUACUAUGACUUUAUCAUGAGAAGUGGUGGGUGGUACUAUAAGGAUCGGCUGGGUCGCACUCGAGGACCGUUAGAAUUGAUUACGCUUAAAACUGCAUGGGGUGCUGGGAUUAUUGAUAAGAACACUUUCAUUUGGGGAGAGGAUAUGGACGAAUGGGCGCCCAUCCAUAUGAUUUAUGGAAUGGAGCGUGCAAUCGCCACUUGGGAAGUUAGACUUGCUGCUUCCGCAACAGCAUUGCUUCACAAACUACAGAAAGGUAUACCACCGUGGGUUCCUUUGAAGGGAUUUGAAAAGAAGACUUAUAAGCAACUUCAAGAAGAGGCUAUAGAAAGCAAGAGACGUGAUUUAGCAGUAUUGGAAGCUAAUGAUGGUCUUUGGCCUGGAGCUAAAAUUCCAAGUCAUGCCCUAUUUCUUUGGGCUAGUGGCUCUGAACUGACCACUAUAUUGGAACAGGAUCACAUGCCCAACAAAUACAUUCCCAAAUAUCUUAGAAAGAAGUUGGCUGAAAUUAUUCCAGGGUUGAGGCCAUGGGAAGUUCUGAGCAUAGAACAAGCAAUGGAUCGAUUAACAUUUAACGGGGAAUGGUACCGUGAACCACUUGGUUCAUUCACCACUGGUCCCCCAUACCUUGAGCACUGGAAUAGAGAUGUUAUGAGGUUGUAUAAGAUAUUUGAUGAUCUUAACACCGAGUUGUACGAACAUAUGGAGAAUUCAAUUGCUGGCUUUGAUAAAAUUAUGGAGAAGAUCAGGGAUGAUUUUAUUGCGAGAACUGAUAAAAUGUUGGAGAAGAAAGACAAAGAGAAAAGAGAAGCUCGGAAGAAAGCUGGGUUGCCUGAGUAUCAAUGGCCCGAAAAACCAUAUGUUCCUUAGUUUCAUUUCUUGCAUGAUUUCUGCAGAUCAUAUGGAUCUUUUGCAUUUCAGGGCAAGGUUGUUAGAUGGUGAGAAGUGUAGCGAGGCUGAUCCAUUUAUUAAGAUUGCAAUCUGGGAUUGGCUAUAGCAAUUUUUGUCUUUCUUGGAGUUGGUUCGAACGUCUCUAUUGUUAAAUAUUGGCAUCUAAUGAAUGAAAAUAUUUUUUAGCCUCUUAUCUGUUCUUUGCUUAUCGAGGAGGUGUCUUGCACAACCCCAACCUUUGACAGCUUGAUUAAUGGUGUGUUUGGUUCCACUUAGGGAACCAAAAUUCACCGGAAAAACUUGAAAACGUUGUCAUGAUCCAAUGUAGCUUUGGACACUGUUUGGACGCACUUAUUUUUUAACUCACCGCUGAAACAAACAUACACUAAGCCGUUGGUAACCACUUGAAUGAAGCUUAGGGCACGGUGAAGUUAA
This is a messenger RNA of Glycine soja, 2262 nucleotides long. RefSeq names its product protein TIC 56, chloroplastic-like. The record is from RefSeq and is a predicted model, not a curated record. The transcript is spliced from 6 exons. Bases 229 to 1806 code for a protein of 525 amino acids. Lineage: Eukaryota; Viridiplantae; Streptophyta; Magnoliopsida; Fabales; Fabaceae.